Sinocyclocheilus rhinocerous is the source of this 1502-nucleotide messenger RNA. Its product is annotated as CDKN2A-interacting protein-like. Gene Ontology annotation, cellular component: nucleolus; nucleoplasm. The transcript is spliced from 4 exons. The record is from RefSeq and is a predicted model, not a curated record. Lineage: Eukaryota; Metazoa; Chordata; Actinopteri; Cypriniformes; Cyprinidae. Bases 73 to 1014 code for a protein of 313 amino acids.
CUUAUAUUUAACAUAAUAUUUUUACCACAUACGGCUGAUGAGGACUCAUCUGCAGAGAAUAUAUUUAGAGUGAUGGCGGCGGGGAGAGGAGGAGAUAUCGUCUCUGAGUUCCUCAGUCAGAAUCCACACCUGGAAAACUGGGUGGAAUCUUUAAGAGGACCCUGUGAGACAAAUAAGCAGUGGCAUGCCAGAAGAGAGUUUGUCCUGCGCAAUAUGGAGGACUUUCCUUCCAUCCAACCUGGGAUCCCAAGUCCUAGUUUAGACAGACUUCUGUCUCUGUCCAUGGUUUGGGCCAACCACGUGUUUUUGGGCUGUCGAUAUCCACAGCCUGUAAUGGACAAGGUAAAUGAGAUGGCAGAAGGAAUCACUGUGAUUGAAGCCCCUGUGCGAAAGACUAGAGAUGAAAUCAUGGGAAAAACAAAAAGACCUGCAGUUUCAGCAGUGGAUGCUGAUGAUUCCCAGAGUAAGAAGGCUAAACCCAAUGAUACAGAUGUUAAAGCUCAUGCGAAGACUGUUGGGCAUUCGGCUGCCAGUACUCUCAAAUCGGGCCCUCCGCCGGGGGCUCCUGCAGAACACCAGCCCUUUUUUAAUCGACUCUAUAAGGCAGUUGCUUGGAAGCUUGUGUCUGCUGGUGGCUUUGGCCCCAAUAUGGAACACUUUGAAAUCUUGCGCAGUUGUGUGGAGUCAUGUAAGGCCAGUCUUGCUUGUGUGUUUGUUCCACUCAAAGACAUUCCUGACCUGCCUAUGGGACGUACCCAGAAAGAAGGCCAGGUGUGUGAACUGCGCUGCUGCACCGUCUACAUGGGUACGGGCUACGGGCGUGAUGAGUGUGCCGCCAGGGCUAUGGCCUCCAAGGAAGCACUCAAAGUGUUUCAAGGGCAAAAAGUGACAGUGAAAGUUUGCCGCCGCAGGUUCCAAGGACAAGACGUUGACGAUUUGGUUCUGCUGGAUGAACAGUCCAGGAGCCAGGUUUUCCCUCCGGCUCUCAGCUACCCCUUUCAGGAAGACCAGUAGAGCUUCAUUCUGCCACAAUGACAUAAGGUUGUAGAUUCACUGUGGCAACUGUGAAAUCGUUUCCAAAGAGUUUCCUUUGUUUCAGUCAUUCUCAUUCAGAAUAGCACUGUGGAGAAGGACUGGUAGGAAUAUAGUAGUUUGUAAAAGUGAUCAAAAAAUGAGUUUUGCGCCUUGUAAAAUGCUUCCGCUGUUGCUUUAGAGUCUUGUUUGUGGUUUUGAAGUUUAGAUGGUUUAGAUCUUCAUGGUUGUUGAACAUCCAUAACUGUGGUUAUAGUUCAGUCUGACCUUGAAAAAUGUUGGUGGUUUCAAAAGCUGCUAUUUUAAUUGAUAAAUGUCAGUUGUCGAUAACUUUUGUUUUGUUUAUUUCUAAAACAUUACAUUGAGAAUAUACAGUCUGCAGUUGAAUCUGUGGUUGUGAUUGUCUAUGUCCAAUAUUCAAACAGAUAAUAUUCACAAAAAUAAAUCUUGGAUUAAUACAUGAAUGGUAA